AUGGCAACAACUCCUGAUGCUGCUUUUGAGACCCUCAUGAAUGGAGUGACCAGCUGGGAUCUUCCUAAAGAAUCCAUUCCUAGUGAACUCCUUCUUACUGGGGAGGCUGCCUUCCCAGUGAUGGUGAAUGGCAAAGGCCAGGUGCUCAUUGCUGCCUCUUCCUAUGGCCAAGGCUGCCUGGUUGUCAUAUCCCAUGAGAGCUACUUGUUGCAUGCUGGCUUUACCCCAUUUCUUUUCAAUACAGUGAGCUGGCUCUGCCCCUCCCCGGGGGCUCUCAUUGUAAUGCAUCCCUCCUUGGCAUCACUAGUGAACAUCCUAGGUGACUCUGGCAUAGAGGCGCUGGUUCAGCCUAAACUUGGAGAGAUGCUGGGUGUUUACUGCACAGAUGCUUAUAAUGACAGCUUGACUGAGAAGCUGGUCCAGUUUGUGAAGCAUGGUGGGGGCUUGCUCAUUGGGGGCCAGGCCUGGUACUGGGCCAGUCAACAUGGCAGUGACAAGGUGCUGUUCAGUUUCCCUGGGAACCAGGUGACAAGUAUGGCUGGAGUGUAUUUCACAGAUGUCUGUGGGAAUAGAGACUUGUUCAAGGUCUCUAAAGAGAUACCCACUCUCACACUUUAUGUCAAACUCUCAUCAGACAACCGCAAUUCCUGGGUGAGCACUGGACUCCACUUGCCUGAAGGUCAGGUUGUACAAAUAACACUUCCCAGGGCAGCGACUCACACCAACCUAGAGGUCCUCAUUGGUUGCCAUACAGACAACAUAAGCAAAGCAAAACUUUACCACCAUCCCCCUGUGAUGACGCAUACAUACCACUUAGAUUCAUCUCAGAAGUCCAUCUCCUGGCUCUGUGGGGGGCUUCUCUACAUCAUCGUUCCCCCCAAGUACAAUGAUGAUGUGUCCGUCACCAUCACUGGGGCUGUGUCUUCUCCAUACUUCAGGAUAGGUGAGACAACCCAGGAGGAAUGGAAGAAUCUUAUCAAGUACAGUGAAGCUCCCUGAGGAGAACUAACCACAGACAAUAUUAUCCUGACGAUCCCUACGGAAAACCUCAUGGUCCUUCAGGACCCAUACCCAGUGCUCCAACUCUGGGAUGAGAUGGUCCAGGCUGUAGCCAGGCUGGCAGCCAGGCCCUUCCCUUUUGAUAGGCCUGAGAGGGUUGUACUUGACAAGCAGAUUUCACUUGGUUUUCUCCAUUCUGGAUACCACAUCAUGGGCUACACUAGUAUAGAAAAAGGCAUCAGUGAUGAGGUCACAAUCAGGUCACAUGGUAUUUGGGGUGUGAUACAUGAGCUGGGCCACAACCAGCAGAAGGGUAAAUGGAGUUUCCCACUGCACACCAAUGAAGCUUUGUGUAUUCUCUGGGCUGUUUAUGUGCAUGAGACUGUUCUAAACAUCCACAGGGAUCAGGCCCACCCUUCUCUGAAUCCUGAACUUCGGAAGCAGAGGAUCAAAGAUCACCUGUCCAAGGGAGCACCCCUGAGUAACUGGGUUGUAUGGACAGCUCUAGAGACUUAUCUUCAGCUCCAGGAGAGCUUCAGGUGGGAGCCAUUCAUCCAGAUCUUUGGUGACUUCCAAACCCUCUCUAGCAUUCCCCAAGACAAUAAAGGCAAGAUGAAUCUGUGGGUGAAGAAGUUCUCUGAGGUUGUGCUGAAGAACCUGGCCCCUUUCUUUGAAGCCUGGGGCUGACCUGUCCCAAGUAAUGUGGCUGAAAGUCUGGCCUCUUUGUCAGAGUGGCAGGAAAACCCCAUGAAGAUGUAUGCAGACGAUGGUACAGAGAGAAAAACAAUGGAAAUUCUAUCUGGGAAAAGAUCAUUUAUUGGAUGCAAGAGAAAAAUCCUCGUGAUUCAAUAG
This is a messenger RNA of Onychomys torridus (southern grasshopper mouse), 1851 nucleotides long. Its product is annotated as TRPM8 channel-associated factor 3-like. NCBI's taxonomy places the organism in Eukaryota, Metazoa, Chordata, Mammalia, Rodentia, Cricetidae. The record is from RefSeq and is a predicted model, not a curated record. Gene Ontology annotation, biological process: negative regulation of anion channel activity.